AUGACAAGUUCCCUAGGAGCCACCUCGACAUCGCACGGCCGACCACGAAAACAAGAUGCGAGGAUACUGCACCUAGACGACCGGUCGCAAUGGCUCGCAUGGAAAACCGCCGAGAUACUCUUCAGCCUCCUUCUCAACAAGCAACUGCGCCGGCGAUGGCUGCUAGAGCAUAAGCAUGCGCAAUCCACCCCGGUCUCACAGAGUCUGCGUUCGAUCGCGCUUCUCGAACCGAUCCCCACGGCGGCGGGUUGGUCCAAAUCGAAAGGGACGAGUGCUGCCGAAAUGGAGGCCCUCAAGUACCGCGUGCGGCUACUGCGAGCCCGUGCGGAAAAAGGCAAGGAGCUAGUUGCGGAGAUGGAGCGGAGGAUCCAGCGGGGCGAUUUGCCGGAUCCAACGAGCUUCUGCCAUUCGUGCAUCGCAGUCGAUGAUCGCGCGGUGUUUCUCACCAAGUGUGGGCAUCGGGUCUGCCUCACCUGCGUGCGGUACAUUUUGUAUCUCGGGGACGGACGCUUGGGCCACGGCGACGGUGAUAUUUCCGUGUGCCGGAGCCUGCAGACUACUUGA
Aspergillus pseudoviridinutans is the source of this 564-nucleotide messenger RNA. RefSeq lists its product as uncharacterized. The coding region runs from base 1 to 564 and encodes 187 amino acids. Gene Ontology annotation, molecular function: metal ion binding. Lineage: Eukaryota; Fungi; Ascomycota; Eurotiomycetes; Eurotiales; Aspergillaceae. The transcript has 2 exons. The record is from RefSeq and is a predicted model, not a curated record.